Messenger RNA from Exophiala aquamarina CBS 119918, 1584 nucleotides. RefSeq lists its product as uncharacterized. Gene Ontology annotation, cellular component: endoplasmic reticulum membrane. The coding region runs from base 1 to 1584 and encodes 527 amino acids. The transcript has 3 exons. NCBI's taxonomy places the organism in Eukaryota, Fungi, Ascomycota, Eurotiomycetes, Chaetothyriales, Herpotrichiellaceae. The record is from RefSeq and is a predicted model, not a curated record. Gene Ontology annotation, molecular function: sphingosine-1-phosphate phosphatase activity.
AUGGAAAAGAAGAAGGACAAGCCAGAUGCUGGAUUGAGAAGCCUCGAUCACUACUAUGUGAUGCUCCCACGAUGGAGAUACCUCCUCCGAGAACAACUCCUGCCCAUUGUGCGCUGGGAGACACCCUACGUGGCCUGGCUGCAGAAUAGUCUAAGAACACCAGCCCUCGACACCUACUUUGCCAUGUCUGCCAAUCUCGGGACACACACCUUCUUCAAUAUCAUGUUGCCCAUAUGGUUCUGGUGUGGAUACACAAGCCUCGGCAGGGGGAUUGUCCGUAUCCUCGCCAUGGGCGUGUUCUUCAGUGGCUUCAUCAAGGACCUGGUUUGUCUUCCCAGGCCACUGUCUCCUCCCUUGCAAAGAAUCACCAUGUCGGGCUCUGCCGCCCUAGAAUACGGGUUCCCUUCUACUCACUCCACCAACGCAGUCUCGGUGGCGGUGUAUGCCAUAUUCUUACUUAGGCACAGUGGUGAUGAAUUAAGCCCCAAUGUGAGGCUUCUAUUACACGUAUUUGCCUAUUUUUAUGCUUGCUCCAUCGUCCUUGGACGUCUCUAUUGCGGCAUGCAUGGGUUCUUUGAUGUUGUCAUUGGUAGCAUCUUGGGUGUUGUUGUGGGGUUAUUGCAAUGCUUUCUGGGACCUGUUUUCGAUGCUUGGUUCAUGGCUGGUGACUUCAAACGCGUCCUCAUUGUUGAGUCGAUCAUUUUGGCAAUGGUUCGCAUUCAUCCUGAGCCGGCUGAUGACUGCCCAUGUUUUGAUGAUAGUGUGGCUUUUGCGGGGGUCGUCAUGGGUGUAGAGUUCGGCGUCUGGCACUUUGCUAAGACACCAUACUCGUGGGCAGAGCCUUCACAGGGUACGGUCCCUUUUGAUCUUGGCACAAUGGGUUGGCCCAUCACCGUGGCACGCAUUGUCCUCGGGGUGUUCGUGAUUUUCACGUGGCGAGGUGUCAUGAAGCCACUCCUACUCAAAAUCCUGCCGCCGAUCUUCCGUGUCAUUGAACAUCUCGGUCUCGCACUUCCUCGAAGAUUCUUCAAACCGGCGUCCCAAUACAAAUUCAUUCCAAAAGAGGAGCACGGUGACAACGUGAUUCCAAACGCUCGCGAUAUCCCCCAUCUACUAAACUCCCUACGACGAAGAAGGGCCAUUUCAAUAGGCCCACAGUCGGAGGCGGACGCCUAUGAAACUCUGGCGUAUCGUGAAAAGAGAAGACGAGACAGCCUCAAUGCUAACAGUUCACCCAGCCCCAUCAAAGAGCCUUCACCCGAUCGCAGCUAUUAUCCAUCAGAAACUCUGAACCCGGAGACUGGCAAUCGAAAGAGAUCGAGCAGCCUUGAGAUGUUUCGAGCUCAGAUGGGCACGGGUGUGGAUACCUCGUCACAACCAAUGCUGUCACCAACUGAGCAAGGGGAAGCAGUGCAAGAAGUGGAUGAGCUACAAGAACGGCAGUUGUUUUUGAGCAUACAACGUCCUCGAGUGCGAUAUGAUGUUGAGGUGAUCACAAAGCUGAUUGUUUAUACGGGUAUUGCCUGGUGGUCGGUGGAGGGCAAUCCGAUUCUAUUCAAGCACAUUGGACUCGGAACCGAUUGA